GGCUGGAGUGAAGUCGGGCGUUCGCUGCUGGCUGGGGGAGGAGAAGGAGGUCCCCAGGGGGGGCCUGCCGGGAUUGGGUCGGGAGGGUCACAGACGCGGGUGGGAGGCUGGAGAGAGAAGAUGCUGCUCUUCGUGGAGGGUAUGGUGCUAAAACCACUCCUUGAUGCUAGAGAGACUCCAGAAGGCUAAACUCUGGAAAUUCAGCUUCAUUAUUCUCUGGCCUGUGCUUCUCUGUGGCAAGAUGCAGGUAACAUCGAAAGGGGCCAGCUUAAACCCUAAUGCAAAAGUAUGGCAGGAAGGCAUGCAGGGAAAUUCAGAGGCUGCCCCAGGAACUAAUAGCACUGAACAUUCAUGGCAAGAGACAGCAACUGUGCCAGGAAGUUGUACAGAGGGUAAUACUGAACUUGCAGAUGAUGGUGCUAAGCAGUAUGAAGCAAUGUAUUCAUCUUGCGAACCAUCAAACAGUUCCAGUGUUGAGGAAUCAGCAGCUAAUGGAAUGGUCUUGGCACCAGAGGAUCUUGGAUACCAACUUUAUGAAGUUCCUGGUGAAGGCAGCCCUAUAAUUUCUCCAGAAGACCUGAAAGAAUGUUUGAAGAAACAACUAGAAUUCUGUUUCUCACGUGAGAAUCUAUCCAAGGAUCUUUACUUGAUGUCUCAAAUGGACAGUGAUCAAUUUAUUCCAAUAUGGACAAUCGCCAACAUGGAAGGAAUUAAGAAACUGACAACCAAUAUGGAUCUUAUUGUGGAAGUACUGAGAUCUUCUCCUAUGGUCCAAGUAGAUGAGCGAGGAGAAAAAGUUAGGCCAAACCACAAACGAUGCAUUAUUAUUCUCCGUGAGAUUCCUGAAACGACACCUAUAGAGGAGGUGAAGGCACUGUUUAAAAAUGAAAGCUGCCCCAAAGUGAUAAGUUGUGAGUUUGCUCACAACAACAGCUGGUAUAUUACAUUCCAGUCAGAUACUGAUGCACAGCAGGCAUUCAAAUACUUACGGGAAGAAGUUAAAACCUUUCAGGGCAAGCCAAUAAUGGCCAGGAUAAAAGCCAUCAACACAUUUUUUGCAAAGAAUGGUUACCGGGUACUGGAUUCCAGUGUUUAUGCUCAGCCUGUCCAAACACAAGCACAGUUUGCCUCACCAGUGUUUGUGCAGCCUGUAUAUAGUCCUCAGCAGUACUCCAUCUACAGCAUUGUGCCUCAGACGUGGUCUCCAAACCCUGCACCUUACUUUGAAACACCUUUGGCUCCCUUUCCAAAUGGUGCAUUUGUGAAUGGCUUCAGUUCACCAGGAUCAUACAAGGCAAAUGCUGCUGCUUUGAGUAUAGGACGUCCAUUCCAUAGAAACCGCAUGAAGCCUCCUUUUCGGUUGUCAGGUAGCUCUGAGCACCCUACAGAAGCAACAUCUGCUGUCAGUGUGGUGUCAGGAGAUGGACAGCUGCACAGAACCACCUCAAGGAACUUUCAAACAGAACGGCAAGCAAAUACACUAUCAGGACUUCAAGAACAAAGCUAUAUACCGAAGGAUUCUCCCAUCUCUCAGAUAGAGCAAAAUGGUGACUAUGGCAGAGGCAGGAGGACUGUUUUCAGAGGUCGGAGGAGACGGGACGAUGACAGACUUUCACGACCCCAGCCUUCAAUUGAAACCAAGACUUUGACGCCAAAGUUUGACUUGCUAGCCUCAAAUUUCCCUCCCUUGCCUGGUAGCAUGGUAAAAACUCAAGAGGACCCAGUCUUGGAGAGUAGGAUGUCAGACAUUGUUAAAGGAAUAAGCAAAGAAAAGGUACAUACUGAAAACAAAGAGUUGACUGUUAGUUGUCCAGCAUCUACUCAGGAAGAGCAGGGCCAGAACCCUGUUCAGCCUGCCAUGAGCGCCAGUUCUCCUUGUAGGAUUGAUGUUCCUGGAUUAAGUGCCACACAUCCAGAUAACAAGCUAGAAGAGAUCCAUUUGCAGAAAGAGGCUGCAAGCCAGACUUCUCCACCUUCUUCUGUAUCCCCCCUUAGUGCGGUAAAGCCACCCAGGACAAAUGCCACUUCAUCCGCAACCAAUGCAAACACAAUGCCUACUGUGACGGCACAGGAACCCCGCAAGCUCAGUUAUGCAGAAGUCUGCCAGAAGCCCCCAAAAGAGCCAGCUCCUGUUCCUGUUCAGCCACUUAGGGAGCUGCGUACCAAUGUUGCUUCCCCUGCCAAAGCAGAAGAAAAUGGCACCCAUGAAAAGGCAGGAGAAAAGGCCCAUGAAAAACCUGAAGGGAGGGCAAAGGACUUUGCUGUCUUCAGAGGCACUGGGCCUCCAAAGGGAGCUGCAGGAAAAAUCAGGGAACAGAGACGCCAGUGUGGACGUAGGUCUUCUCCUCAGGGAGCACCUCGGCGUGUCGGCAAGGAACAAUAUGUGCCACCACGAUCACCAAAGGAAAAUUGAUCAAACUUUUUAUUUAAUCAAAACUAUGGACUAAAGAGCAAUGGAGGAGAAACUGGCCAGCUGUGAGAAACAUAAAAAUGGGAAAAGUGGACACUAGAUUCAAGAGCACAGGGUUUGCAGUGUGAGAGGGAGCUUGAAAGGGUCCCAAUAUUCAUCUCUAACUGAUAUAAAAUGCUGGAUGAAUUGAAUCAAUAUAAAUAUGUGAUAAAGAUUAUAAUUUUUGUAAUUUUUUGUGUUUAAUUUGCAGCGGGAUUCCUGCCUGAAAUAAAUUCUGGGGUAUGAAUUAGAGCUUGUUGAAAAUGAGGAACUAAUACACACAUUAGCAUGUUCCUCAAAUGUAGAAGAGAGGGGCAAAAGAAUAUUUUUUUGGGAGGGAAGUGUUUCUGUAAAAGUUAUAAAUUACUUUUUAAAAUCUAUUUAAUGUAUGGCUUGUAGGAUGAUGUGUAUGCCAUAAUGGCCUUGCAUUACAAAUCAGCCCCAAAACUGACAUGCUCGGUCAGUAUGAAUGAGUGUAGCCACAUACUUGUUAUGUCAUGAUUUAGUCACUGAUGAUAACUGAAUGUACUACUGUAGUAUUUUGUGUUUGGAAAUGUAGUCUUUGAUCUUACUAAUUUUUGUCAACUUUUAAAACUAUAUGAUUUUAGUUUUGAGUAUACAGCCAGCAAGAUUAGUAAACAGAAAUAGCAGGCAAGGUUUCAAUUUGUUCUUGCUUUUUCUCUAAUUAGGGGCUAAAUUGUCUCCCCCAACCCCACUGCUUUAGUAGUUUUCUCUCAACUUUAUUACAGAAUUAUGCACAACUAGCUGGAAUGAAUGUUCCAGUACUGAUGCAGGUCUGAUACAGGAAAACUGAAGACUGCACAGUAAAUAUUCUCUUGGUAUCACAUUUAAUAAACCUGGACUUUUAAACUGUUGAAUACGCUAUAGAAGUGUGGCAAAUCCACUUGAGGUCUGAGUUUAUCAAACCUAGGCUGACUUCUACAGAGUGGCUUGCAUUGGCGUACUGAAAAAGCUCUUUUUGCUGAAAGGCACUUCUUACUAUACUGGAGAUCAGGUUUUCUUUAGUGGGGAGAUUUUUUUUAACAGCAAGUUUUAGUAACUUGUUGAUUUCCCCAAUUAUUAGAGUUGAUAGCCAUGAAAAUGUUUAGGUUAUUUUGGAGAACAUUGGAGAGAACUUUAGUGUAGCUUUGUGUUAAUGAGAUUAACAACAUUAUUGACUAACAAGCAGUCUGGGUUACAAGCUGGUAAUAGUAGUCUGUAAGAGAAGAAAUAGGUAAGGGUCAGCAUGUUAAUCUGCCAAAAUUCACAUGCUAGGGUUCAAGGUUCUGUAUUAAAGUGUAUGGGGAAAGUAUCUUGCAACAGUAUAUCUAUUUCCUCAGUUAAUAGCAAGUAUACAAAUCUAAAGUAGUUAGUUGUGAACACUGGAAAACUCUAUUGCGAGAUACCACCAAACAUCUUAUUUGUAUAUGCUAGUGAUGACUUUAAAAUGUCAGUGGCAGAUAAAUAACUGUGAAAAUGUUCAUCUUCUGAUUUCUUAGCCAGAUAAUCCUUGUCAAUUUCUUACUCAGUAGGCAUUCUCUAUCAAUGGCUUUGAGAACACUCAUAUCUAUUUUUUUAAGGAAAUAUAUAUAUAUAAAGUCAGAUUUGUCAUUUCUCUAACUUAUUAUUCAGCUUGGCAAUCACUUUUUUGAUUUGAGAAGUGUAUAUGUACUUAAGCAGUUAGUAUUCUUUUUCUACACCUUAUUAAUCAUUAUUCAUUUUAAACUACCUGUGCUGGGUUUGGUAAUCUUUAAAUUUACAUAAAUCAUUGAUCACGUCUGUUAACACAAACACACUUUUGGUUUACUUAUAAUGGACAUAACCCACAAAAGGUAAAAAUAUUUAAAGUAUUAAGAACUCUGCAAAAUGUAUAGAGGACUAUUUGAAAAUGUUUUAAAGAUCAUAAAUCCUAAUUGCACUUGGGAUGGAAAGCAUACUGAACAGAUGCAGAUAUACUUAGGGUAGACAUGCACUGUGCCAUUGCAAAUGAAUGAUGUAUUUGAAUUACAAUAGAUGUCUGGAGUUCUGAAAGAGAAAUUUGGUUGCGGUUCAGAAAGAAUGUAGUUUUGGGUGAUUAGUGAAAAUAUGACUUGGCAAUGCCAGUAUACCCUGUGUACAUGUCCAUGUUUGCGUGGAAUCUUCAAAGGCAGAAUAAUUUAAAAUGUAACUUUACUUUAUUGGGUGUUAAAACAAAUAGAGCUCACAGUCUUGUGGGGCAAAACACUUUACAUUUGGAAGGGAUGCAUUAUACAUCCUGGACAUGUGUGCGUGUGUAUGUGCAUGCCUGCAUUUCCCACAGCAGGUAAUGGCUCUUGUGCAAUGUAUGUGUAUAAUUGUGUAAACCGCUUUUUCCAGUGUGAAAUUACUUGCCUAGGGGGCUCACUAUAACUCAAGUAUUUGAUAAUUGUCCGCUUAACAUAGCAUCCUGUUUUCCCCUCACCUCGGUCUGUUACCAUGGAUGUCUAAACUUCUUGGUUUGGAGGGAAUAACCAAGUAAAUACAAUUGUUGUAAAGGAAAAAAAUGUGUUUGCUCAUAACUCUCCCAGCAGUCAUUGCACCAUUAGAAACAUAUCUGGGCUUGCUGUUCUCAUUCAUUCUCGCACAAUGCCUUGUGUUUCCAUUGAUGUCUCUUCCACUUCACUCUGAAAACAAGGAAGAAUAAAAUUUUGGGAAAUAUAUUCAGUGCUGGAGCAAUUCCACUGUCUAAUUGCGAGAACAUGAAAUGUGAUGGUGCUUGUUUUCUGCAUAGGUGUGCAUUAUACGUGUUAAUUGGCAAGUCAUUUUUAGGGUUGAUGGACAGAGGUACUUAAAUAUUUGUAAAUUGUUGUCAUCUGCUACAAAAAAAGCAUUGGAUGAAUGUAAAAAUAUAUACCAGUAUAGCUUGUACUGGUAAAUGUAACCAAAACUGACAUUUUCAUUCUAAAUGUUGGAUCAGUAGAUACGGAACUGCUGAUUGUAUUUAUCCAUAUUACACAACUGUCAAUCAACCAGGCCCUGGUUAUUUUCUCCUUAACAAGGUCAUCACCUGAGAUGCUUGCCUUUACAAAUGGAAAUUUAAUUUUGUUUAGAAAAUAGCCGAGAAGGUGAAGACCACAUAUAGCUUUGUUUCCUUUGUCAUUUGUUAGUGAUUUUAAGAGAUUUUCUUAGUUAGCUAGACAUGUGAGUUUCCCCCCUCCCCUCUCCACAUUAUUGGUAUUGGUGAAUAACUCUGGGCCACAUUACUGUAUGUCUGGUGUGGAAGAGAUUAAGUGGAAAUGGUUGAUUUGCAUGAGUUUUACAUUCCUGCUUUUCUUUCUCUAAAGUUAGCAUGGCAGAAUGUAAAGCAGCAGGUUAAAAUAGAUCUGUCUUAAUGACCAGAAGAAAACAAAUCUGAAACUGGGGUAGAUCAGUAGCAAUUAAGUGACUUAAUGCUUUACUGUAGUUUAAAUAGCUAUGGCCUUACUACUUUGUCAGUAUCAACUGUCUGAAUAUAUCCACUCUUUUUACUGUUACCCAAGUGAGUAUUCACAUGGGCUAAAAAUAUCUGCUACAUGUGUACAGAUUUUAAAUUUGUAAGAUGCAAAAUUCUAUACAGACAAGAUGCAACAAAUGCACUUCAGGGUGGGGGGGUUGCUUAAACUUUUGUAAAUUGUUGAUUACAACAAAUAUGCAAUAGGUUUUUUCUUUAAAUGUUGAUAUUUCCUUCUGAAACAUGAUUGUUGCCAUUAAUCUUUAAUGGUCUACCAUGCUCUUAUUUGUGUGUGUAUAAAUAUUACAUAGCGUGGGCUUCCUUUAGGAUGGUACAUUUGAUUUUUCUUUUUCUUUUUGGAUGUUGGUUGGGUUUUAAAAGGUCUUCUGCACAGACUUGGGAAGAAAUCAGAUGAGUGUAUUAAUGUAUACUUGGAAGGAUUUGAAAUGGGAGCUAAUCAUAUGGCUUGCUUCUGAAAAAAAAAAAGUCUUCAAACUAACCUGUAUCAACUUUAACAAUUUUAUACUUAAUAGCUAGAGAUGUUUAUUUUUAUGGAGAUUCAGUCAUGUAUAAAACUUCCCCCUGAAACAUAUGUGAUUAGUGCUCAAAUGACUUCUGUUUUAUAAGUCAAGCUAUUCUCCCACAAAAGUUUUGACUUUCCUGUGACAUUUAGUGUCACUUUUUGAAGUGAAGGGGCUCAUUUGAAAACAUAACAAAUAUCUGGCUUCAUCGUCAGUUUGGUUUAUUCCUGUUGUCAAAGAUGUCUAAAACAACAAAAAUUGUGUAAAGUAGGUUCAUGCUUAAUUGUUAAAAUUAUACAUGUAUUUGUAUUUGUUUUUUGACAUUGCCAAGGUGCUAUGGGAAAUUGAAAUAACUGUUAGAAGGAAAUAAUAAAAUCCACCUUAAAAGAUACAA
Messenger RNA from Heteronotia binoei (common prickly gecko), 6812 nucleotides. RefSeq names its product La ribonucleoprotein 4 (gene LARP4). The coding region runs from base 164 to 2413 and encodes 749 amino acids. Lineage: Eukaryota; Metazoa; Chordata; Lepidosauria; Squamata; Gekkonidae. Gene Ontology annotation, cellular component: cytoplasmic stress granule; cytosol. The transcript has 17 exons. Gene Ontology annotation, biological process: positive regulation of translation. Gene Ontology annotation, molecular function: mRNA 3'-UTR binding. The record is from RefSeq and is a predicted model, not a curated record.